This is a messenger RNA of Adineta steineri, 1632 nucleotides long. The record is from the annotation of a GenBank genome assembly. NCBI's taxonomy places the organism in Eukaryota, Metazoa, Rotifera, Eurotatoria, Adinetida, Adinetidae.
AUUCUGCACCCCUGGAAUUUUCGCAGCAUUACUAAAAGAUUUUGAUGGGUUUAGAUUCAAGCUGUGAUUAUUAAAUCAAAAGAUCUAGUAGAUCAAAUUCAAUCGGAUCAGAUAAAACGUAUUAAAAAGAAAGCAAAUGAAACUCUUUCAAUAAAUAUAUUUAAUACUGAACAAGGUCAAUCAACAACUGGUCUUAAUGGACAGUUUAUUCAUUCUCAAUUAUUAAUUGAUUGUUUACUUCGAAUGAAUCCAACAACGAUUGAACAAGAUGAAUUUGUGUCUGUAUGUAAAGAAGAAUAUAAAGAUAAUCAACAUGAAUUAUCAAUAAUAAAUGAUUUUGAAAAAAAUUAUACACCAUCACGUGCAAUUUGGUGGUAUACAAGACCAUCAUUUCUUUAUCGUUUAUUAAAUAAAGCAUUACAAUAUCAGUCAUUAAAUGUAAUACGUGUUUAUCGUGGACAAUUAAUGAUAAAUGAUGAACUUCAAAUAUUAAAAGAUUCAAUUGGAAAAUUCAUUUCGAUAAAUUCAUUUUUUUCAACAAGUCUUAAUCGAGAGCUAGCCGAAGUUUUUUCUCGUGAUUCUGAUAAUUGUGAAAGAGUUCUAUUUGAAAUUGAUGCUAAUCCACAAUUAACUAAUGAAAAACCAUUUGCUAAUAUAAGUACAUAUAGUUAUUUUCCUGAUGAAUCCGAAGUAUUAUUUAUGUUAGGUUCAAUAUUUCGAUUAGUGAAUAUAUCAUGUAAUGACCAUGGUCUAUGGAUUAUUCAUAUGGUCUUAUCAAGUGGAAAUGAUCAUGAUUUAAAACCAAUAUUUGAACAUAUGAAAAAUCAACAUAGUCAAUAUAAAACUGAUCUUCUUUCAUUUGGUCAUGUUUUACGUGAUAUGGGUAAAUUUGAUGAAGCAGAAAAUUAUUAUCGUCGAUUACUUCAUCCAUUACCAACUGAUAGUCAAGAAUUAGGUCGAUGUUAUCAUGCACUUGGUGUAAUUAAAUAUGAAAAAGGUGAUUAUGAUUCAAGUUUAAAUUGGCAUUCAAAAGCAUUAGAAAUAAAAUUAUAUUCAUUAAAAUCUAAUGAUCCACAAUUAGCCAAUAGUUAUAAUAGUAUUGGUACAAUUUAUGAAAGAAAAAAAGAUUAUACACGUGCAAUUCAAUCAUUUCAUAAAUCAUUAACUAUUCUUAAACAAGCAUUUGGUGAUGAUCAUCCAAAAGUAGCUAUAUGUUUAAAUAAUAUUGCUGGAAUAUAUCAAAUUGAAAAAAAAUAUAAUGAAGCAUUAAAAUAUAAUCAAAUAGCUUUAAAUAUACGAGUAAAACAUCUUCCAGCUGAUCAUCCUGAUUUAGGAGCAUCACAUAGUAAUAUAGGAAUUAUCUAUCGAUGUCUUGGUCAUUAUAAUUUUGCAAUCGAACAUCAUAAUCAAUCACUUAAAAUUCAUCAAAAAUCACUUCCACCACAACAUCCACAGAUAGCAUCGACAUUGAAUAAUGUCGGUCUCGUUUAUGAGGAUGAAAAUGAAUAUCAUCAAGCAUUAGAAUAUUAUGAAAAAGCUGCUCUUAUCUAUCGUCAUGCAUUACCUUCCACACAUCCAAAUAUUAUUAAAACUGAUCAAUUUAUUCAACGAGUACUAUUGAAAAUGAAAUAA